Messenger RNA from Angiostrongylus costaricensis, 1932 nucleotides. The record is from the annotation of a GenBank genome assembly. NCBI's taxonomy places the organism in Eukaryota, Metazoa, Nematoda, Chromadorea, Rhabditida, Metastrongylidae.
AUGUUGUCAGUUUUCUUGUUCUUGGCAGCGUUUAUCAUCCUGCUUUUGAAAUGGCUGGAUAUUCGUUCACUGGAUGAACUUAGAAAUAUUUUCAACCUUGUUGUCGCUGGUAAUGGCCAACAUAUGCUAUCGAAUCUUUUCCAGGUCGAUGAGAAUUCGAACAGACAUGGUGGUGAGCUUGUUGCUGCAGUGCUCAAGUCCCAUAACGUUCAAGAAAUCUUCGUUCUGUGUGGUGGUCAUAUAUCGCCGAUUCUUGUAGCUGCUGAGAAGCUCGGAAUAAAAAUCAUCGAUACUCGUCACGAGGUUACAGCCGUCUUCGCCGCAGAUGCGGUCGCACGUCUACGUCAAUCCAUCGGAGUCGCUGCAGUAACUGCAGGUCCAGGUGUUACGAAUACCAUCACAGCAGUGAAGAAUGCUCAGAUGGCUGAGAGCCCACUGCUGCUCAUUGGUGGUGCUGCUCCUACAUUGCUCAAAGGUCGUGGUGCCUUACAGGAUAUAGACCAACUCGUCCUACUUCGCCCACUCUGUAAAUAUGUAGCACGUGUGGAGCGACUACGUGAUAUUGUGCCAACCGUUCGUGAAGCUAUUAAGGCAGCCGUAUCAGGUUGCCCAGGACCAGUAUUUGUUGAGUUUCCAGUGGACGUACUAUAUCCUUAUCAACUUGUAGUCAAAGAGAUCGGCUUCAGUACGAAAUCCGAUGGUUUUGUACAGAAGGCUUUGAAUUGCUACCUUCGGUAUCAUGUUUCGAGACAGUUUAGUGCUGCUUGGCAAAAUCAAGACAUUAGUCCACUACCAUCACAGAUUCCAUUGCCUACUUUGGAUGAGGUCAGAAAAAUUGUCCAACUUAUUCAUGAAGCGAAGAAGCCGUUAUUGCUGAUUGGUAGUCAGGCAAUGCUUCCUCCAGUAGUUCCGCAAAAUUUGGUCAAAGCAGUUGAAUCACUGGGAAUUCCUGUUUUUCUUGGUGGAAUGGCGCGUGGUCUGUUAGGGAAGGAAAAUCCUCUUCAAAUGCGGCAGAAUAGAAAGGAGGCGUUACGUGAAGCUGAUCUGACAAUAUUGGCCGGUACUGUUUGUGAUUUCCGACUGUCUUACGGACGUAUACUGUCUACGAAGUCGAAAAUUGUGUCCAUUAACAGGAGCCGCAACCAAUUGACAAAGAACGAGAAGACUUUCUGGAAUGCAGACAUCUCUGUGCUCGCCGACGUUGCAUCGACGUUGGUUGAAGUUGCCAAGCAAGUUGGAAAGGUCUCACCUUGUAGAAAGUUGGGUUCCCUGAGAAGAGAUAACCAAAAAGAGGAAGCAAAUGUAGCAAAGAUGGCGGAUGAAUUAGUAAACGGAGGUCUACUAGCCCUAGAAAUGAUGUGGCGGCAUUUUCUUAUCACUUUAACACUGGGAUUUUUACAGAAACUUCCUGACGACGCCAUCCUUGUUGCAGAUGGAGGAGAUUUUGUUGGAUCGGCAGCCUACAUUCUACGACCUCGCGGCCCUUUGCAGUGGCUUGAUCCAGGAGCUUUUGGGACACUCGGUGUUGGUGGAGGAUUUGCACUCGGAGCAAAGGUUGUACAUUCCAAUCGGCCAGUAUACAUCUUGUGGGGUGACGGAUCUUCAGGAUACUCAAUAAUGGAAUAUGAUACGUUUCAUCGUCACAAGCUCCCAGUAAUAGGGAUUAUUGGCAACGACGCAUGUUGGACACAAAUCGCUCGAGAGCAGAUUCCUAUGUUCAGCAGCAGCGUUGCGGUUGAUUUAGCGCGCACUGACUACCACGAAAUUGCGGUAGCCCUGGACGGAUGGGGAACUGCGUUGUCAAAAGAAAACGUGUCUUUUACUGAGGAAAUUUUGGAUGAAGCACUCCAUCAGAGUCGUGAAGGCCGAUCCGCACUGGUUAACAUUCUUAUCGGCAAAACGAAUUUUAGAGAGGGUUCAAUCUCUGUUUAG